Rhipicephalus sanguineus (brown dog tick) is the source of this 1037-nucleotide messenger RNA. RefSeq names its product protein SEC13 homolog (gene Sec13). The record is from RefSeq and is a predicted model, not a curated record. Gene Ontology annotation, cellular component: nuclear pore outer ring; COPII vesicle coat. Gene Ontology annotation, biological process: COPII-coated vesicle budding; protein import into nucleus; positive regulation of TOR signaling. NCBI's taxonomy places the organism in Eukaryota, Metazoa, Arthropoda, Arachnida, Ixodida, Ixodidae. Gene Ontology annotation, molecular function: structural molecule activity; protein binding.
ACUUGGGAACCAUCGUGUCUUUACUGCAGACCAUCGACACUGCCCACGAGGACAUGAUUCACGAUGCCCAGAUGGACUACUACGGCAUCCGGCUGGCGACCUGUUCGUCGGACCGUUCCGUCAAGGUGUUCGACAUCCGCAACGGGACGCAGAAGCUGGUCGCCGACCUGAAGGGCCACGAGGGUCCCGUGUGGCAGAUCGCCUGGGCGCACCCUAUGUUUGGAACUGUGCUCGCCUCCUGCUCGUACGACCGCAAGGUGAUCCUGUGGAAGGAGACUGACGGCGCCUGGGCCAAGUUGGAGGAAUUCAAGAACCACGACUCCUCGGUCAACUCCAUCUGCUGGGCUCCCCACGAGUUCGGCUUGAUGCUAGCGUGCGGCAGCUCGGACGGAGCCGUAUCUAUCGUCAGCACCUCGGGAGACGGCUCCUGGGAAAGCCAGAAAAUCAACAAUGCCCACACGAUUGGUUGCAAUGCUGUCAGCUGGGCCCCAGCUAAAGUGUCGGCUGAAAUUUCCCUGGACGACUCCAAAGCCCUCAAGCGCUUUGUGACUGGUGGCUGUGACAACCUGGUGAAAGUGUGGAAGUUCUCGGAGGCCGAGUCCAAAUGGGUGGAAGAGCACAAGCUGGAGGCCCACUCGGACUGGGUUCGCGACGUUGCUUGGGCGCCGUCACCUGGCCUGGAGGCCCAGAGCACGAUUGCCUCUUGCUCCCAGGACCGACGCGUCAUCCUUUGGACAAGCUCUGACCUGGCCACAUGGAGCUUCCAGAUUCUUGCUACCUUUGAUGAUGUCAUCUGGCACGUGUCCUGGUCUGUCACUGGCAACAUCCUGGCCGUCUCUGGAGGGGACAACAAGGUGACGCUGUGGAAGGAGACUGUGGACAGCAAGUGGGUCUGCAUCAGUGAUGAUGCCAAGAGCCAAAACGCCCCUGCGGCUGCUGUAGGAAGUGCUGAAAGGAACCUCUAGGCUUGGAAAACUUGGGAUUAUAUUGGAAUCGUCAGUGGAGCAAAAUUUUGUUUAUAAUAAAUUCCCGGACUU